UCGGUGUCUCAACAUGUUUUCUCUUGCUCUGGGCUGGCUGUUGUUUCAACCGACGGUUGGACAGGCGAUCCGACCGCGCGCCGGCAACCACACAGUGUGCAACAGCCAGCUGUGCACGUGGUGGCACGACAAUGGAGAGAUCAACACGGCCGGCAUGGUACAUCUGGGCAACGUGCGCCAGUCGCGCAAGAACAACACGCUGGGUUCGGACGUGGAUGACGGUAUCACCAUUGAGCCCAGCGCUGGCAUCAACAUGGCCUGGUCCCAGUUUGAGCACUCCAUCGCCGUCGAGAUGAUCUCACACGCGACGACUCACGCCUCCCUCGACGGCGCUAUAAUCAUCCACGUGACGCAUGGCCCCAACGGCCGGAGAUUUUCGGUCGAGUUUCGCAACUAUCUGACCCGUACCGUUCCGACGGCGCGCGACGACUGGGGCUCGUCCGGCAUCCUAUACUUCCCUUCCGGGGUGUACCGGAUGAACUCCAACCCGCAGGGCCAGACACCCAAGAUCGGCGAGAACCACAUACGGCUUUCCCCAAACAGCUACUGGGUGUACUGGGCGCCUGAGCGACGCCACCAGCCAGCACAUGUGGGGGCACAACAGCCUGGGCGGCAGCCAGACUUGAUAUUGCCAGGGCCCGACCAUCAACGCGCCGCCAUUCAACACGAUGGAACUUCCACGGAAGCUCCGACAUCACCACCCGCAUCUCGGAUCAUCGGGGCGUCGCCCUUCUACAUGCCCCGCCGCUCGAUCGACCCGGCCAGUUCCAUCAAUAUGAUCAUCUCCAAUCUCGUGUGCGAGGGCCUGGGCCCGUCGCUGAUUCGCAUCACGCCCCUGCAAGACUACCGCGCUCGAAGCUUGCAAAGACAAAGCCAGACAGCCAUCUGGACACGCUUUAUGUUGAGCCCCACGCCUCUGCAAAAGGACGGUUUACUCGCCAGUUACCUAUCCGGCCAGAGCCUUUAGACGGAUCUCCUUGCGGCGCUGGUUGGGCUUCAACCCCUUCACCACCGGGCGCCUGUCUCUUGCGGCGCGGCGCCAAUGAGCCACCGAGGUAUUUGCCGUAUUCAUAAGGUAGCGUUGUUGAACGUGAGAGAAGUCUCGCAGACGGCUUUCACAACAUCACAGUCGUCAAGGAGACACGACAAUACCCAAGGAACUCCUUCGGCCCGGCAUCGGGGAUGAUCACAUCGUGCAAACCAGUCCUUGUUAUUCAUAAAUGCGGAGAAUGAGGGCAGAGGGAAAAGGACAAGCUGUCUCGGCUUCAAUGUUCUAUGCUACCACGGACAGUAGUCAGGUCCGAUGCUUGACCUUAAGAAUAGACUCAUUCAAG
Parathielavia appendiculata is the source of this 1334-nucleotide messenger RNA. Its product is annotated as glycoside hydrolase family 49 protein. Gene Ontology annotation, molecular function: hydrolase activity, hydrolyzing O-glycosyl compounds. The coding region runs from base 14 to 967 and encodes 317 amino acids. Lineage: Eukaryota; Fungi; Ascomycota; Sordariomycetes; Sordariales; Chaetomiaceae. The record is from RefSeq and is a predicted model, not a curated record. The transcript has 5 exons.